AAAUACGGGCAACUGUCAUAGACCAUGUUCUUGUCCACGGGUUGACAAUGAGGGAAGCAGGACUUCGAGUUCUGCCCAACCUAAGCAGAUUCACUGUGUCCACCAUAGUCCGAAGAUUCAGAGAAGAGAACAGGUAAUUGCUUUUUUUCAUUUUGUACAUUUGUGCAGUAUGACUCAAUAAAAAGGUGUUUCAUUACACUCAUUUUCCAAUAUACUUGUAGGCCUCGUACUACAUGUAUUUUUUUGUAAUUGCAUGUUCUUUUUGUAGAAUUACCAGAUUGCCACAUCAGGGAGGGAGGCCAUCUAUGUUGUCCCCACGCCAAGAGACCCUCAUUGUUGACAUGGUCCGUCAGAACAAUUCAGUCAAACUCUGUGAAAUACAGCAGAAGAUCAUUGACGACCAUGUUGAUUUUGAAGGCAUCACCAGUAUCAGCAUUUCCACCAUUGAUCGUGUCCUAAAACGCAACAGGAUGCGGAUGAAGCAACUGUACAGAGUACCCUUUGAGCGCAACUCAGAAAGGGUCAAGGAGCAAAGAUUCCACUAUGUACAGAGAGUGUUUCAACUGGAUUCCUCAGAACAACCACAUGAAUAUAUUUAUAUGGAUGAAGCUGGGUUCAAUCUGACCAAAAGGAGGAGGAGAGGCCGGAAUGUGAUUGGCCAACGAGCCAUUGUUACAGUUCCUGGCCAGCGUGGUGGCAAUGUCACUUUAUGUGCUGCAAUCAGCAAUCAUGGUGUUCUCCACCAUCAUGCCACAUUGGGGCCAUACAACACUCAACACCUCCUGACAUUUUUAAGUGAUCUUCGGGAUAUUGUGUUAGGGUUUCAGCAGCAGGAUCAUGAACAGACAGAGCAUCCUGUCUAUGUCAUUGUGUGGGAUAAUGUGAGUUUUCACCAUGCCGUGCAGGUCAGAGAGUGGUUCACUAGAAACCAAGAAUUCCUGAAUGUUUUCCUACCACCAUACUCCCCUUUCCUCAAUCCAACAGAGGAGUUCUUCUCUGCAUGGCGCUGGAAGGUUUAUGACCGACAACCCUACACCAGGGAAAAUCUCUUGCAGGCCAUGGAACUGGCCUGUAAUGAUAUAGGUGUGGAUGCAUGCCAAGCGUGGAUCCGGCACACUAGAAGUUAUUAUUACCCACGCUGCCUGGCAAGGGAGAAUGUGGCCUGUGAUGUAGAUGAAGUCCUGUGGCCUGACCCAGCACAUCGACAUGAUGUUAUAGAGUAG
Messenger RNA from Astyanax mexicanus (Mexican tetra), 1223 nucleotides. RefSeq lists its product as uncharacterized. The transcript has 2 exons. Bases 234 to 1223 code for a protein of 329 amino acids. Lineage: Eukaryota; Metazoa; Chordata; Actinopteri; Characiformes; Acestrorhamphidae. Gene Ontology annotation, molecular function: nucleic acid binding. The record is from RefSeq and is a predicted model, not a curated record.